AAAACUAACUAGUAAUGUAACUAAGUUACUAAUUUAAAGUAACUUACCCAACACUGGUAGUGAGACCUGCUAUGACUUACAGUUUGGAGACGGUGGCACUAACAGGAAGACAGGAGGCACAGCUGGAGAUUUUUCUUGUGACUGAUAAGAAUGGACAGGAUUAGAAAUGAGCAUAUUUUAGAGGGGCAAGUCUAGGGCACGUUGACUUGGACCUGUGCAGAGGAGGAAUAGUGGAUAUGUUGCACAAAGGAUGUUGAAUAUGGAGCUGCCAGGCAGGAGAAUCGGACAACCACUGAGAAGGACAUUUGGAGGGUUGGUGUGACAGAGGAGGAUUCUGAGAGAAAUGGAAGGUGUGAAGAGGUGAGAUGAAGACACGCUGUGCAAACCCCUAAAAGGAGUAGCUGAACAAAUAGAAGACGGACAUAUACAAUAUACUGAUAAAAUGGUGGUGUAAACAUGGGGAAGGUUUAAGUACUGAGCUCAGGGUAUGUACAAGUAAUCCCUGGAUUCACACUUUUCAAAAUGUUCUGUUUGAGACAGUUUUUUCUGCUCACUCAGGAGAAAAAACAGCUUUAAAAGAAAGUGGUCUUAACAGGAAAUGAGCUAAAGCACCUCCAGACUGGCAAACCAACUCAGGGGCCACACUACAACCCAGUAUAAGAUAAGUAAGGAUUAUCUUCAACUCCAUAAUAAUAGGUCCCCGUUAAAAUGAAACAGCCACCACAUAAUUGGGAAAAGCAGAACAGUUGUAGGUUGGUAAAAAAAAAGGACGACUGAUCCUUAAUUGUAAGCCUUUUAAUUGACCAAAUAAGUGGGAAAUGAGCUUUGAUUCAUGUAAAUAGAGUUUAUGUACUCCCUGAUAGUUAAAAAAUAAACAACAAUAAAUGAACUCAUGCUUACAGUACAUGCCCCAGCUGAUGACACACAGCCUUAUGUAGGCCAUGCAUGUGUUAUUAGCAAUUCAGGUGUCAGGUUUCACCAUUUAAGUGACAGACUGACAGCUGAGUUGAUUCUCCAGGAUUACGUUAAUGUAAAAUAUGAAAGCCAGUCAUCAGUGCAUGCAUUUUUUCCCCUAUCAUCUGUUUGAACCAACGUCCCAGGGAACAGUAAAUCUCACAGUAAUGGAGUUUAUUCCAGAAGUAACUUUAUGCCGUAAAGCGCAAAUGCCACUUUCUUAUUUUCUCCUUCUGGUUCUGACUUUACACACUUUGCUGCCGAAUGUCCUCUUGUUGCACUCAGCUGUGCUUUUUAAAGGAAAGUGACGAGAGUGAUAACAUAGUGAGAAAUGCUCCAAUUCAGCGAUGUAAUUAAUGAAAGCUUCUCAGUAUGCGUUGCUGCAUUUUAUUCUGAGCUGAUUCCCCCUUCAGUGGAUGCAGAAACUAAUUGUUGUGCCUCUUCUAUGAUAUGUUUUUGUCAAAUCUUCCUACAAAACUGCACCUGAGUGUCUACCAUAAGUGGGAUAAGUAUCAUCACUGGAAAGUAAAAGUAAAGGCAUUCAUAGCAGCACUCGAUAUUAUUCCAUGAAAAAUGCUUCAUGCAAAAAGCUGAACAAUUAAGCCUAAAGAACUUGUGAGAUGGUUGAAUUGAAAUGGAAAGCCUCAUAUCUUUACUUUAUUGGAUGAGUGAUGUGUCUGAGCUUAUUUAUUUAUUUAUUUUCCAACAAGCUUUAAUUUGUGUCAGUUGCAAAUAUGAUCUCAUAUAACACAACAUCCCAUCCAUCAGCACGGGACAGGGUCCAAAACCCAGAGACGCACACUGGUAAUGUGUGAAAGAUACAGAGAAACACAAUCAGUAAAAAAAUCAAUAUAAGGUCCUUAAAUUGUAAGUAAAAAAUAUUAGUCUUAUUGUCAGUAAAUUAUUUAAAUUACAUUUGUGGAUUUUUAGAAAUCAUCUGUAUAAAGUAAACAUCAUCUAAAUAUCCAUAGCUGUGGCUGGCGUUUCUGAGUGAUCUACUUUAUAUAUUUGCUUUCUGUUGGCUUUUCAGAGUUAGCCUCCAUGUAAAGUGAGUCUAAAAUUCAAAAUGCUUUUUUAAAAAAAAAAAAAAAAAAGUUGCCUCUUUUGAGAGCCAGCCGAUAUCAGAGGACAAGACCUUUUAUUCCUCCGCCAGUCCGAGUUUAUGAAGAUAAACAUAAAAUUAGACACACAGACAAUAGUCAGUAGUUUUAAGAUCCUGGCAUAUGCAAUCCAUCUUUUGUUGUCCAUGUGGACUGUCUAUCUGUAGGCCACCAAAGUUUGCUCAGACUAAAAAAGGAAACCAGCUAUUUUCUGGUAACAAAAGACUUGUCCCUUGCAUAUUCAUCUACCUAAAACGCUGCAUUUAGCUUUUGCAAACCAAAAAUGUGUUAAACUGUGAAGUCCUGCUGGCGAUACGCUAAACACUUUAUUGAACACACACACUGUCAUAUAAUGUAUCACUGAAUCAGAAAUUGGCACUGUAUCACUUAAUCAGCAAUAAGAGACGACCUAUGAGUUACUAUAGGUCACUAGUCUGGUGCUAUUGCAUGUUUUUCUUAUUCUAUAAUACAUUGUGUGAUACUGUAUUGUAUUUUGCCAUUCCCCAAGUUGAGCCAUUUUAUCUUAUUUGAAAUUGCAUGUUAUUGUGUUCUCUACACUGUUGUGUUGUUCAGCCCCUGAUUGAUCCUGCAAAUUUCAUUGUACUAGCCCUGCUUGUCCAAUUAACAGCUGCAAGUACUUUAAGUAGUAAAUAAGGCUAGGACAAUACUAUAUGAAUGCGGUCCAGUUUUAUUUUCCAGAGUCCAAAACUAGAUUUUUUUUGUCUAUCUGAUUUAAAAAAAAUGCUGUGUACAAAAAAUACAACCAGCAGAGACAAGUUCUCUUUUUCUUUGAAUGUAAAAUGAAAAUGAAAACAAUAAUGUUUAAGUGUUUUAGGGAGAACACUAACUUUUCCUCUCAGACUUGUUCUUGUUCACUCUAAUCCUGCCAUUAAUCAGAUAGAGAAAAAAAAACUCUAAUAGAAACAGAACAGGCGCUCCUGGUGCUGCUGUACUGGGAGAUUAAUUGACUUUAUAUUUCAUUGUGUGAGUGUGUGUGCUGCAGUAAUUCUUUGCUUGUGGGAACAAAAUGUUCUCAUAAGGAGAAGGAAAUUAGGAAAAUCUUCCAAAGUGGUGAUUUUAUCCCUUACUUAGCUAAUUUAGGAUGAAAUCUGAAGAUUAACAGCAGGAUUAUGUACAGGUUUACACUUGGACUGCUCCUCUGCGAGGACACGUGUUAGUGUCUAUUUAUUUAAACUGCAGAAUCCAGAUUUCCUAUAGAAACAUUAAAAGAACUAACUUUUAGUUAGAAAUGAAAGUGUUAAAUGUGUGUGUGUGUGAAGUACGAAUGUGCAUCAGGUAUUAUGGCUUCAUAAAGCAGCUAGAUGAGAUGUCACUUCUAAAAGGAGGAUCUGGGACAUUAGCCUUCUGCAAAUCAGGAGAGAGAGAGUGAGCAGAAUGACAUGAAGGGAAAUUGAGAGGAAGGGAGUUGGGACUUAUGUAUGAUGAGCAUAAGUGGAGCGAGUAAAGAAAAGAAGCAGGAUGGAAAAAUGACAUGAAGAAAGAGGAUAUCAGUCAAACAUCAGCUGGCGAUAGAUACGGAGGAAUAGGACAAAAGUGGUAAAGGUGAAAAGAAGAGCAUGAGGAGGGACGAAGAAGUGGAUACAGAUGGCAGGAAGUUGAAGGGAGCUAUCCAGAGGAGCACAGAGACGGGGCUGGCUGUGGAGAUGCCCAGUCGAACUGUUCGCCAGGCUAGCCACGAGUCCAUAGAAGACAGCAUGAACAGCUAUGGCUCCGAAGGGAAUCUUAACUACAGUGGCAUGUGUCUGGCAUCCGAUGCUCAGUUCAGUGACUUCCUGGAUGGGAUGGGACCAGCCCAGUUUGUUGGGCGACAGACUCUGGCGACAACAUCCAUGGGUGAUGUAGAGAUUGGACUGAUGGAGCGGAAUGGGGGACUGGAGGUGGAGGUCGUCCAGGCCAGAGGCCUCACCAUGAAACCAGGUUCAAAGGGACCUCCAGCAGCCUACAUUAAAGUUUAUCUUCUGGAGAAUGGAAUCUGUGUGGCCAAGAAGAAGACGAAAUCAGUGAGAAAAUCUCUGGAUCCUCUCUACAACCAGGUCCUGGUCUUCUCUGAGAGUCCACAGGGGAAAGUGGUCCAGGUUAUUGUUUGGGGCAACUAUGGACGGAUGGACCGCAAAUGCUUCAUGGGUGUAGCUCGAAUCCUACUGGAGGAGCUGGACCUCAGCACAAUGGUUAUCGGCUGGUACAAGCUUUUCCCUACCUCCUCCAUGGUGGAUCCAACAAUGGCACCACUCAUCCGCCAUUCAUCCCAGAUGUCAUUGGAGAGCACCAUUGGGCCCUGUUGUGAGCGAUCAUAAGACUCACGCAGAAAUGUAUAGUUUUGAUGUUGCGGCUAAGUUUCCAUUGCUUCAACCAAGUACAGAGUUUUUGUAAUCCCUGCAUUGCUGCACCUGGGUCAGCCAGGCAGUGCUGUCCCUGGAGCAGGUAGAUGUAAAGUAUCUCACUCAAGGCUACUUCGACAGGCCCAGCUACACUGGGGAAUGAAUCACUUCCCUAAUUUGGAAAUCAAUUUACAAACCAGUUGGUCAUGCUGGUUCUCAUUGGAAAUGUGUUAUAAUUCUUUGAUAUUGUAUCAGACUAUUUCCCGAGACUCAUGGGAAGUACAUUUCUUUUGUUGUUGCAACCGACCGCCCCUCAGACUUGAAGGAAUUUUUUUUUCUCUUCAGAGCUCUAUAAAGAAAAAACAAAAACCUUCUUAAUGAGGAUACUUCAAAGAAGGGUUUGGUUGCCGACAUUGAUUACAUCCUAUUGGGACCACGAUAGACUCCAGGCUCAGCUCGCUUCAGCUACAGCCCUUCUUUACAGCCUACAUUCAAUUCCCCAUCCCAGGACUGCUUGUUGUCUUUCUGUGUCUUCAUUAAGGGGCUGGGCAGCUUCUGAGUGUUAUUGUCUACCCACGAGUCCUAGGAGAAAGUGAGACUGUCCUCAAAUUGUUUGACAAACCACCAUCUCAUUUUGAGGGAGCAUUGAUGGCGAAUGAAUGUGUGCAUAGCAACUUGAGAGGCUUUCAAAGAAAAUAUAAAGUUAAGUGUUGUAACUGACCAAGACAUUACCUGGUUUUUAGCACUUGACCUGUAUUACAUUUCUUGUGUCACACGUUUGGCCCAUCAUUGUUCACUUUAUUUGGUAAAAUGUAGAGAAUCUGAGAGGUAGAAAUAUGAAUGAAACCCCCAUCAUCUACUGGAAGGAUGAAGAUUUGGACCUGAUUUUGUGGGUCAGGGCUAGUCCUGGCUUUCUCUCCUGUUAACUACAUUUACCUGGAAUACAAGGUAUAAAGUGGACAAAGAGUGAAUUUAUAUGGCUUAGAAGAAGAACUACCACAUUAUGAGUUUUAAAAAAAAACGUGUCUCAUUAUAACCCCAAAGCAUGUACUUUUUAAAUUGCAAUGAAUCUUGGUAUUAGCUGAUUUUGCAGAUUGUUUUGUCACCAUUUUUGGAAGGUGCUUUUCAAUCACAUCAGUUACUGUUGUGUCUGGAAUCAAGCACAUAAAAACAUGUAUCCUUUGGGUUUAAAAAAAAAAUAGCUGGGUGUUUCUUGAAUCAACAGCACACCGAUUAUGUUCAAUUAGAGAUUUCCAGAGUAUGGCACCAGAUGUAAUCAAAGUCCACCAACCUGAAUCACUUCAGGCGGUGUGAUAUGUGAAAACAUUUGACUCCUUCCUCUUGAAUAUCGUUAUGAAAAUGCUAGUUUGAUAGUUUCACAACCACACUAAAUUGGAUUUUAUGCAUGCAUUAUAUCGUAUUAGAUUAGAAUUAGAAUUCAAACCAAAUAACCAUAAAUGCAUGAUCUUAGCAUGAUUAAAUUAUGUUAACCUUUAUGAGGACACCAUCUACAUACGCCUGGCAAGAAACAACCAGGGUUUAAUGGGCUCAUGUUGAAGGUGUUUUACUCUUAUUUAGUUUAAUAUAGUUUUCACAUUCCACAUUCACAUGGAAUACAGGAGGUAGUUUUGUAUCUGAGCUGUAGCACUGACAAACAACAAGCAAAUGCAAUAGCAAUCUGACGUCACUGACUUAACACAUUGCUAUACAUCCCAGUUUAAGUGUAGUUUCUUUUUAGCUAAUACUGUAGAAAUAGAUUCCUCCCCGCUAUUUUUAAAGCGUUGGCUAACAGUUGUCUAAUAACAGUUUAUACUGUGCCAAUUUUUACCAGCAAGUGUCUUCUUCUUCCUUUUCUUCAAUUACCUUGCGGCAUGUGCCAUUAUGAGGGAGGCACAAAAACAACCACUUAUAACAUCUGACAGCAACAUUCAGGCUGUGCAGAGAAUCACCCCCUUUAUUCUAAAUUACAGUCCUAAUCCACAGAACGUCAAGGCACCUGGUGAUUAGCCAUGCUACCACUCAGUACAGAGGAAAAAAGGAAAGAGAGGAAGGAAGCAUGAAAUGUACUUUGCAUCAUCCAAACAAAGGAUCUGAGUGGACUGGCGUCAGGUUUUGUGGACUUCAGAAAAGGACACAAAAAUAGGUGGAAUUAAAGGAAACACAAUGCGCACACUGUAGAGAAAUUCAUAGUUUAUUGAAACGCAAAAGCAUAUGUAUUUCAUUUGGGCACUUUAUGAUUCUUAAUGUCUUUUUAUGUGUAAAUAUUGUUAGUGUCUUCUGGAGUGAGCCAAAGUUAACUUAUCAUGGCUGAGGUGGUUAAUGUCAAAGCUCUGAAAGAGGGAAGUGAUAUUCUUGUUAGUUACUGUAAGAUUGUAGCAUUAGCUGGUAGCAUUCGCAUGACUAAUUUAAACUUCUAAUUAACAAACAACUUGAUAAGACUAAGCAUGAACUACAUGCUACACAGCAGGAAGACUAGUGAAAUACAGUACAUUGGGUUAAGACCCAAUGAUAGUGGGGGUCAAAAUAUGUAGCAAAUGUAUUUAGAUAAUGAUAAAGGUGACUAAUUGUUUUUUUUUUCUAAAUUAAUAAAACAUUCUAAUAUGAAGAUUUUAAGCCAGUUUAUUUCAUUAAUUAAUUUAUUGUUUUUGGGGGGUUUUUUUACUUUGAAUGAAAAUUUCAGAACCAAAUUUUUAUUAAAUCUGCUUUUAAUUUAAUCAAAUCACCCAAUUUGGGGCAAUUUUACUCUAAAAAGGGGCCUCUAAAAUUGCCUCUCUUUUGCCAGUAGCAGUGUUGCAGGGAUAUUAAUGCUGCAUUUAGUUCCAAACUGUUUAACAAAAUUCUGUAAAGCAAUAAUCAGAAAGCAUCCACUCACUGUAUUUGUCUGUUACUUGACAGAAAAAUGACAUGAGUAAGUAGUGAUUUUCACUGUGGUAAGAUUCAUCAUUGAAAACAAAACAACUGAAUUCAUCAUGAGGCAUAAAGGGACUUUUCUUUUUUUUUAAAUGUGCAAUUCCAAACUUUUACUUUGAAAAAAAAUGUCUUAACGUGUCCAUUUGUUGCAUGUGCGGACAAAUGACAUUGAAUGCAGAAACUGAAAAUCACUUCCAGAAAAAUCCAAAAAUUCCAGUCAUUUUAUUUUUUUCAAUGUUUUUUCAACAAAACUGUCAUGUAGUGUCUUAUAUCUGUAAAAAAGUGUUAGAACUCUGUAUGUACCAUACAUACAUAUAUACAAAUAUAUAAAAUUAAUAUAUAAUUAGAUAUAAAAUAAUGAAUUCCCCUUACUUUCACUCAAGGAAUGUGUUUGUAUUAGUGCUUUUUGUGCCAAAACAGAGAUUAGAUUAGAUAUUUGAUGGGUAAUGGGUUGUUUUCCCAGUUUUGAUUCAAUGAAAGCCAGUUUCACAAAACUGGGAUUCAGUUGUUCACCAAGCCAUAAGCAGGAUGCAUGCAUCCAAAUGAUCUAGAUUUAUCUAAUGGCAGCCAGGAGUGAUGUAAAAAAACAUCACUGAAGUUUCCCACCUCUCUAUCUCUAACCUGCAGCCACUCCCUGUGCAACAUAAAGGAACAGAUGUUUAUAAAGCAUUGAUCAAAGAGACAAUUGUUAACUGUACCAUAUUAAACUUUAAACAAGUUUCCCAAAAUUUCCCCUCUCCAGUGGAGAAACAUGACAGCAGUAGUGUGCGAUGCAUGCAGUAAAAUAAUGGGGUUUUUAUGACGUCUACAGAUGCAGUCAUUUGUGUGAAUUUGGGGUAUGAUUUAUUAUUCGAAUAAUAUUAAUAUUAAUAUUAAUAAUAAUAUUGUUAAUAAUAAUAAUAAUAAUAAUAAUAAUAAUAAUUCUGUAAGUGUCUGAGAGACAGUUUAUAUGCCAGCCUUCUUACCAGGAUUAAGAGUAACUGUUAAUAAUCAUUGUGUAAAUUUUCUCAUGCAAUGAUUCGUCUUCAUCACUUUGAGUUAGUCAGUGACACUGUGUAAUUUUGAAGGCAAAUGAUUGACCUGAUGAAGUCUGUUAAUGUUAUUGUUGACAUGUUCAGGACCAAAAAUGUAUGUUUUUGCAUUCCUCCAUGUUUUGAUUGUGUCUGCCACUUGGAUGUUAAUUGUGUACUUCUAUCAAUUGUAAUGUAAGUAGAGGCCUUAAACACACAAUACACAUUUUUGCCAGGGCUAAGGAAUGAGAAUUGGCACACUAAGUGAUCAACGCAGGGCAAGAAAAGAGAGAAAAAGACAUUUCAAUCCAUUAUUUAAAACAACUUUAGUGUCAUCUAUGGAAAUAGAAAUCUGUACAUAUGUUCUUAAUGAAUUUCUGAUAUACUGAACAAAUGAACAAAUUGAGCAAAAAAACUACUAAUAAUAAAACAAUAAAAACAUAUUUUACAGGAUAGAUUCAACCAUUUUGACCCAUUUCUUAUCAAAACAUAUUUUCUAAACUGUGCUGUUGUUUAUCUGUUGAUGUUUGGAUGCACCUCGUUUUACUUUUAUGUUUCAAAUGAGGUGUUUAAACAAAACAAAAAGCCCCCACUAAUCCUAUCUUGCCGAGGUCCUUUUACACUGUUAAGGUUGUAAUUCUGCAAAACCAGACCUUACUUUUUAUACAUUAGCGGUACUUAAUUGUAUACAUGGUGCCAUUUGGGACCAAUGCCCAAGAAAUGAAGAAAACUGUAGGGGAACGAUUUUGUUACACGUAUUAAGCUUCUUGUGUGUUUUUGCUCAUAUUUUUUAGGGUGUAAUUUUUACAUACCUGCUCCUUUGGCUGCUGCUGGCUUUUACACAUUAUAAACUGCCAUUUACCUGGUUAUAGCAAACAGUAGUAUAUUAAGAUGAGUCAUGUGCUCCUUCGGUCUUUAUUUAUAUUAACUUUAAAAAUAAAUCAAUCAAGAGCAGAUAUGUCGAGACAGUUGAAAACAAAUUCUUAAAAAAAUCACAUUCUUUAAAAUAAAAUAAAAAGUCAAAUAUGAAUAUUAUGCUUCCUCGCAGGCCAGACUUUCUGCUGCUAAGCAGCUGAUAAGAUUAGUGAUGAUAUAAUGUACAAGCACAGCUUGUGGCACUGAAUAUUAAGUACAUUCAAUAAUACAAUUCAUUUGGGGAUAUUUUGGACUGUCAGAAAAAUGCAUACUUUCUAAAGACUCAGCACAGAAUGCUAGUCUGGUGUGGUUAAGUGUGCUGUGUCAGCGAUAAAUGACCACUAUGCCAAGAGUCUUUUAGGCCCAACACCAAGUUGUAGUGAUAAAACGUAUAUGCCUAGGGUUUAUGACCUCAGUGGAAUCCUCCAAAAUUUUGAGGUAAACAAAACAUCCUUAAUAAUGACUAAUAUCUCUUACUUAAAUUGUAAAUUAAACUAGGCCAAAACAUAGUUAAUGUUUUGGCCCAUUUUGACAGAGAUUAUGUAGUUUGUGUUUAAAUGUCAGCAAAUAGCUUCAAUAUGUGUAAACUGGAGAACUACUUUUUCAUGUAGUAGUCAAUAAAACACCGAGCUAACCUUGGUGUACAAUGGGUUAAGUCUGUGUCUGUUUUUGCAGAUCAACCUAAAAGUGACACUGGAAAGAUUUACCUUUGAAGAAGAAAAGAAAAAAAUUUCUGUUAUCUGCUCAAAUCAGCCAUAUCUUUCCCCUCUGAAGUACAUGAGAUUUUACUCAUUAGAAAGAAAGCAAGCACUCCUUGAAUCGUUUUCUUUAGAGUGACAGUGUGUAUGUUUCUCGACAUAUCAAAUUAUGUUCUCUCACAGGGAAGAGGUGGAUGAGUGGGUGGAUGAAAGGGAAGAUGCUGCUCCUCUGUGGCUAUUAUGAAACAGUGGCUGGUGGAUCCCAAAAGCAACACAUCUCCUCCAGUCCGCUGUGCUGCAGAGACAGCGAUCCACAAGCUUUAUUUCUGUCCUUCUUAGAGUCUCCAACUGCCUCACAGCCCAAAACUAACCCUCAUAAAUGUUUUCCCUCACACACCAUCUGGUAGAUUAUCGCGUUCAAAGCAUUUCAUAUUACCAUGACUUAAUACAUUACACAGUUCGGUGAACCAAGUGAGAAUCAAAGUGCCAUGAGAAAUCAUAACUUUGUUUUUUUCUUUUCUUUUGGUUUUGUUUUGCUUUUUUUUUGUUCUAUUUUGUUGUUACUGUUUUUAUUUUAUGACUGUUUGGUGUAGAUUUAGCUCUCAUCUUUCUAGAUCAUAUCUCAGUCAUUCAGUUCUACACAAGUCUUAACUCACUGUUUUGCAAACAUGGUUGUUUUAUUUCCUCAGUGAUACAAAGCCAUCAUAUUAAAAAAUUCACAGCCUUAAAUUCUAUUCUUUAAAUCAUGUGGUGAUGUCUUCUAAAGGCAUAUGAGAAUUGUCUAAACCAUACAUAUUCCCAAGACCCCUAACAUAAUAAGGGAAGGCGAUGUUUUGGUUUUAAGAUGCGUAGUAUAAAACAGUUUUACAGGCCUUCUUAUGUUUUCAAGGACAUGUAAUAUGGGCAACGUCUGGAAGCAAUGUUACUGGAAAAGUUUUCCUUAGUGAUGAGCAUUUAUCCAGGGAAAAAUUGUUUUUGUCAGCUACACUUUCAUUAGAUAAAUAAACCUAUCCAUUUUCUUUCUUCAUUGUCUUUAUUGUUGCACUUGCAAUUUUUGCUACUAGAACAUUAACAGCCGUAACAGUAAGGUAUUUUACCAGGUAUCUGUUUAAACGCCAUAUUUUAAGAAUUGCCAAUCUGUUUAAAUAUUUGAAAUACUGAUUUGUAAGUAUAUUGCAUUUUUUUAAUUUACUUUAUUCCAGUAGAAUAGCAUUAACAAUCGUUAGCAUUAAAGUACAAAAAAGCUGCAAAAGUCCAUAUGCAUUGCUUUCCAUUUGUUGCUCAUGUUUUACUGACUUGAAGUCCUGAAUGUUAUCAGAAGAGUGACAAAAUGUUGUAACUUUAGUUUUAGUCACUGCGCUGUCAUUUAAAACACAUAUAUUUGCAGAUUCUUUGGGAAACCGUUAUAUUGUUGAGUAAAUGCACAAUUUGGUGUAUUGUUAUUCUAUUCCAGCUGUCAAUAAAAUAGUUUAACUCCAUCAUUAAA
Messenger RNA from Haplochromis burtoni (Burton's mouthbrooder), 11412 nucleotides. RefSeq names its product regulating synaptic membrane exocytosis 4 (gene rims4). The record is from RefSeq and is a predicted model, not a curated record. Lineage: Eukaryota; Metazoa; Chordata; Actinopteri; Cichliformes; Cichlidae. Gene Ontology annotation, molecular function: transmembrane transporter binding; small GTPase binding. Gene Ontology annotation, cellular component: presynaptic membrane; cytoskeleton of presynaptic active zone. Gene Ontology annotation, biological process: positive regulation of synaptic transmission; calcium ion-regulated exocytosis of neurotransmitter; regulation of synaptic plasticity. Bases 3632 to 4369 code for a protein of 245 amino acids. The transcript is spliced from 6 exons.